CAUGAAAGUCUGUGCCAAAUAUCAUUAUAAUCCUUCCAUUAUUUGUUGGGAUAUUUUAAUAAAAGGCAAAAACAACCUGUUGGAGGUGUUAGGAGGUGAAGAUGCACCAGGUUACGGCUCCGGUAGAGGCAUGUGCGUUUUUGAGAGUAAAACAAUUUGAACAGAUUUAAUGUAGCAGAAGAAGGAAAAGAGAAGACUUUGCCGUUGGGAUUUUGAUUCCCCUGAUCUCGAUGUGCGCUCACACGCUGAUAAGUAGCUCACCCAAAAGUGCUGUGUCACCCAAGAGCAGCAAUAACGUGCUUCCAUUCUGCUCCGCCUCACUGAUCUGAUACUGUUUUGUUAUCCCACAGCAAAAGUGAACAAUGGCUGACACUUGAUCCUCAGUGGAAAAAAAGAAAUGUCACUGUAGUCUUUAUUGCCCCCUUGUGGUCAACGGUCAGCUUCUUAAUUAACUACAGCACACACACACGCACUCACACUGGCGACAACACACUGAGAUUGGUGUCGCCCUGAGGCUGCUACUGUCUACUUUGGAUUCAUUUUACAUCUGACGUCAGACGCCAUUCCUCAGAUUCACAGACCGCUUUGUCAGCCUGAAUCUAUCAUUUCAUGCUGGAGCCUAGUGUGUAUUUAUUGCCCCUUUUUUUCCAAUUUGCUCACUUUUUUAUGGACACACACACACACACACACACACACACACACACACACACACACACACACACACACAGAUACCAGAUAAAGGCUAAUACUCUGUGCAGGAACUGUCUGGCCCUGCAUCCUGUAUUGCCAGCUGUUGCCCUCCAGGCAUGCAGAGAUGAACAAAGAUCAACACAGAUAGAUGGAUACGCUCACGUUCACAUAACUCUGACCAGGUAUGUUUGCAGCGGCGCUCCCUCCUCUUCCUACUCUGUGGGGGUGUGUCUUUAUUUCCUCUGCCGUGCAGACUUCGCAUUUCAGAAUUUUCUGAUUUCCUGAACGCACCUUGACACACACCUACAAACUCCAGCCACCUGAGGCUACAAACGAUGCUGUAAGAGGCAGGCGGGAUACUGAAGAAACAUCAGAGAGCAACUGAGGACAGGAGAAGACGAGCUGGAACAGUUUUUUGGAGACUGACAAACGGGAACAUGGGAAUGAUGGACGAACGUGCAGACCAGAGUGAAGAGGACAAGUCUUCCUCCAUGGGAUCCACUCAUUUUUAAACAAGAAUAUUCACACGCAAGCACAAAAAGACUGCAGAUGCUUUUGAGAAGCAUCAGGUAAGUCUUUUAAAAUUCUCUAUAAACCAUUAGUACUUAUUUUAAACUACGCUACUGUUGAAAAGUUUGGGGUCACCCAGGCAAUUUCAUGGUUUCCAAGAAAACUCACAUUUUUAUCCAUGUGCUAACAUAAUUGCACAAAGGUUUUCUCAUCAUCAAUGGGCCUUUAAACAUGAUUAGCUAACACGAUGUAGCAUUAGAACACAGGAGUGAUGGUUGCUGGAAAUGUUCCUCUGUACCCCUAUGGAGAUAUUCCAUUAAAAUUGUAGUCAUUUGCCACAUUAACAAUGUCUACACUGGAUGUGUGAUCAAUUUCAUGUUAUCUUCACUGACAAAAACUGAUUUUCUUCCACAAAUAAGGACAUUUCUAAGUGACCCCAAACUUUUGAAGGGUAGCACAAACGUCAAUAUUUAGAGUAUUUCCUUUAUGGAGCUUGUGGAAGAUGCCUCCAAGAAUGUCAAAAGUUGCCCCAUGACUUCAAGUAUUUUUUAAACAAAAGACUAGCAAGAAGAAGAGGAAUGAAUGCAGAAAUGCCUCUGCACUAUUUUGACUUCAAAAGGAAGUCAGACUGUGUGAACACAAAUUUAGAAUAGGAGCGUAGCUUCUGCGUAGCCUCGAGGCGCUAACAAGUGCUUUUACUUUUUAUGACACAUGAACCGCCCCUCACAGCUAAAUACAGCUUCACAUGAUCAGACACUUGACCUAUUGCAUUUAAAAUCGCAAUUUGUUAUGUAAAAUUAGAUCAGAAAAGGUGUGAGAACAAAACAAAGUGAAGCAAAAAAUAUUGUGCAACUUCAUUAUUAGACAAAUAAACUUAGAAAAAACUUCAUGACAAGAUUUAAUCUGUGGUGUAUCUAAUUAUAUAAUUUAAUGGCUCGACGCUCAUGCAGCAAACUCUGUAGAUCAGGAUUUUUCAAUAAUAAGGUCCUGUGUAAUUGCAGACACUCCCUCUAAUACAGUACAAUGAAGGUACGUGUGCAUGUGGUAAUGACUGUACCAGUAUGAAUUAGUAUGCAGGUACAGGAAAUAUACAAAUACCAGACACCUUAACAGUCAGUGUGCUGAAACAACUGAGUCACGUCUGAAAUGCCUGAAGAUGAUGAAGAGUUAACGCCAAUACACAAGAUAUACAUGCAGAAGAACAAAAAUGAUACAUGUGGGAGACAUUGCUGCGUCUACAAGGUAAGGUAAUAUUAUUUCAGUUUGACAUUGCAGGUGCAGGGGAUACUAUGUAAAACGAGGUUAGUUGCUAAAUUCCUCUUUCUUUUAGUCAGUUUUAGUUCAAAGUUUUAGUUUCACGACUCACAAGUUUACUUUUUAGCUUUAUUUUUGACUUUUUUCAAAGAGCAAAAAGCUCCAGAAACUCGCCCUUCAUGCGUCAGGUGUGUACGAUCAGCCUCCACAUUACUCUGACAGGGGAAGUUAAUAACGCUGAUUAUCUCGUUACAGUGGCACCUGUCAGCGGUUAGGUUAGACAGCAAGAGCAGUGAGUUCUUGGCAUUGACGCAUUUGAAGCAGGGAAAAUGGGAAAGGAAAGGAUUUGAGUAACUCUGAUAAACUGUGGUGGCUAGAUGGCUGGAUCAGGGCGUCUCCAAGAGGUGUUGUGGUCAGUUCCUGGUACGCAGCGGCUACCGAAAGUGACACAAGGAAGGACAACCAGUAAAUAGACACCCAGGUCAUUGGCAAACAUUGAUGCCUGAUCUCACGGGAGAGCUGCUGUUGCACAAAUUGCUGAAAACCUUAUUGACCCACAUAACACUCCUGCAAUUGGCACGAGAUCAAACUGGAUCAUGGAGCAAUGGAUGAAGUCCAAUGUCUGAUGAACUGCGCUUCCUUUAGCAUCAUGUGGAUGACUGAGUGUGAUGCUCUGGGUGUUGUUCUGCUGGGAAACCUUUGCUCCUGUACAUUCAAACAUUGCUACAGAGCGUGGACAUCCCUUCAUUGCAGUGGUAUUGUCUAGGCGCAAUAGCCGCUAUCAGCAGGAUAAUGCUCCCUGCCACACUGCAAAAACUUUAUGAUUGGGUUUGAUGAGCUUGGCAAAGAGUUCAAGUCUCCAAAUCCAAUCAAAAGUGCAAUUGAUUGAGGUAACUUGAGGGGUCUGCUUCACUGCCUGAUACCACAGGACACCUUCAGAGGUUUUCAGCGGGUCUCAAUCAGGCAGGGGGUUUUAAUGUUGUGGCUGAUCUGUGUAGAAGUUAGUUAGAGCCCUGUUUUUAUGACUUCUGUUCAAAGAAAAAUGAUCACAUACCCUACAUGCAAUACAAAAGACAUUAUCUAAGGAAUAUGCUGCGUCCACCAACAAAACGUGUUCUUGUUCAUUGUCCAUCUCUUGGACAAUGAACUUGCUUUUUUAACUAGCUUUGUGGUUGCUGUAGUUGGGCUUUUUCCGCCUUUUAUUCUAUAAUAUUUACAAUAUUUUGAAAUUGUAUACUGUGAUAUAAAAGUCAGAUUUAGGUCUUAAAGUUAUCGUGUUUUGGUGCUGUAGGUACUAAUUGUGGGCUAUCAACCUGUAGCUGUCGUUACUCAACAAUUAAAGUUCCUAUUUAGUGGCUAUUGUAGUUGUGGAGACCAAACCAGAACAAAAGUGAAUUCAUCAGGUGAUCAGAAAAUCCACUCUAAGAUAAAGAUAGUCGGGUAACUUUCAUCAUGUGAGUUUUCUAAGAUGAUAAUAUGUGAGUGCUGUGUUUUUUACUUGUUCCUCUCUUGCUUUCAUGGCAGGUUACAUAAUUUCUCACCAAGUAACGUCACAAACAGUCAAUAAAGUAACAAAGGAGUCUUACAGUGGUGUGUUCUUACUUAGGAUGCUUUCAUUUUGCAGAAGACCUGCACAGUAUUGUGUGAAUCUGACUUCUACAGUCAUGAACUCGGGUGUUUCGUGCAACAACAACACGUUAAAGGUGUAAACGCAGUCAGGUGCAACCCAAUCUGCCGUGCCCACCCCUGCCCCGCGGUCAAUCCUUCACUGUACACAAAGGCAGGGAUACUAUUAGAUCGUUUUAACUUACAAGCUGUAAAGGAGAAUUUCUGUGUAAUCCCACGGCUGAAACAAUGAUACACUGUGAUCGUGUCCAUUUCUAGGAACACAGAUUUGCACGAAAGAGGAUGAGUGUUACAUAAAUAUGGGAAGAGGAAGCUGGCAAGCAUGCAAUGCACUUCUUGUCACAAAAGAGGCUUGAAAUUUGAUUUGAAUGUUCGUGACAGUAUGGCUGAGUGACAGAGAGGUGAAAUGACAACUAGACCAAAAUUAAACCAAAAGGGAGAGGAGGAUGAAUUAACUGUGUUGCCUCAUGUUCAUAGGAGGAUGUAUAGCCUUUGCUUCAAAGGACUGUGGAGAUGGAGACCUCGGUCUGUUCUGUUCAUCUGGUUGCUGCUGCUGGCAGCUGCUCCACCUUCAGCCCAUGGCUAUUUCCUGGGAGACAUUAAGGCAGUAUUAAAUGGCUGCAAAGACCAUUGGACCCUGCAGGACAGGGCCGCCAUGCCGCGGCUUUACCAGAUGACCGUAUGUGUGAACAUUCGUGUGGUUGUUCCAGGACACUGGUUUGCCUUCUCUUACAGCUCGGUCCAUGCACCCUGGCCUGAGUUUGGUCUGGAGGGAGAUGAGCACGCAAUAUACGUGCAAUUUCUAAGAGUCCGACACGAAUUUCGUCUGCAGCUCUCCCUGUUGCAUUGGCACCAGGUGUGUCUGAGGAGAGACGUCCCGGGCAACACUUUCAGCCUGGAGGUUGAUGGGAGAAUGGUGUCAAAGAGGACGGUCAUUGCUAGCGCCAUCCCCCCCUACGGCUCCCUGUGGCUGGGCUGUCGUCCCAGAGAACAAGCCCCAAAGAGCAAUCUCGGACAGGUGGAGCUGUACUUGUUCCGCAUGUGGUCGGACCUGGGUAACCAUUGGCACUGUGAGGACGGCACUGUGAUUGGCUGGGACUCCCAUUAUUGGGGGGCGACCAGUCACAAAGCUAUACGGAGAGACCCCUACCUCCACUGUGCUACUACUCUUGGACUUGGACGGUUGUUCCUGCCUUCACCUGACACGCCGUCUUUGCCUGCAUCUUUAACCUCGUCCUCUAACACCAGUCCGGCCAAUCACGUCUCAACAAGCACCCAGACAUCUCCAGGCACAACUCUGCCGGCACAGAUCACAUCUGGAACAUCAGUCUCAUCAGCAUCUCCACUGCUAGGCUGUGACGUCAGCCAACUCUGCUCCAAUACAAGCGCUUACUACUGGAUGCUCAUAAGCGUGGAGGCCAAAGAUGGCAACAAGACUCAAAAAGAUGUCCACAAUUUGGUGUCAAAAGCGUUUGGUUGUCACGCUGACGGCGGUGAUGCAGCACAAGCGGUAACAAGCUUUAUGGAUUUCUGUCAGGGUGACAGACAACUUCAGGUAGUGGAGGUGUCCUGUGGUGCAAAAAUCAAUAUAAGCCAAACAAGCUGCGAUGUGCUGUUGCUGCUCACUCAUGCUGUCUCAGCGUGGGAUCUGCAGCGAGCCGGAGUCUCUGCACUGCAGCAAGCCAGAGAACGAAUGCGAGCGACAAUCAUCGGGGAGGUGGAGAGAGUCGGCAGGAACCUGUGCGAGGAUGUGGAUCCCUCUAGUGGAGGGUUUGUGAGAUGCACGUCUCCUCUGGAUGAUAUCUGUCAGUCAAACAACUCCUCCACGCCAACAUGCUCCCUCUUACAGCUAAACUCCCACCGAGCUCCUCUAACCGGCACACACUCCUGCAGCAGUGAGAGUCUCAAACACAAACAGCCUUUCUUAUUCAUGCAGCUCACUGUGGCUUCUGCUGCUCUGACCAUGUCUGUCUGUGCUGCAGGUGGAGCGCCUCGCCUCUAUGAUUGCACCGCUUUCUGUAAUUCUACAGGCCAGUUUUACGGUUUAAGAAUCAACAUGGACAGUGACGUUGUUAAUAUCACCUCCAUCAGAAGCUUGUUAUUAAACGUAACCAGUUUAUGCAACUCAUCAUCACAAUGCAGGGAUUAUUCAGAGAUAUUGCAGCGCCUCCAGGGUAUUCAUCUGGAAUGUCAGGAGACACCACAGAGGUAAACGCUUCUUUCUUUUUGCCUUUUACGUCUCUCUGAGCCUCUCCGAAAAUGUCAAAGCAGGCUUUUUGUCAGUCUAUUAUGCUUCGAGAUUUUUAAAAAUACAUAAUCAGGUGCAUUAAUAACUAUGCGAGAAGGUUUACAGAGGCACAGAUGACAGGAAUGAGACACACUUGCACAGAAAAUUACUAACCCCAACCCUAGACUUUACAACCAGCUCUGCUCCCAGUAGACCAUUCCCCAAAAAACUCACACUUCUCUCAGUACAACACACACAUUCUGUGAACGAUGAGUAUCUUGCUUCUACAUACGCGAGGAUAUGGGAUAUGUCUUUAGUUUGCUACUAUGGUACAAGCUGUGCAAUAAUAACACUAUCAGUAUUUCUGUUCACCAACACCACUAAUAUAUGACUUUCUGUGUAACUACCUCAUACAGGUGCAAAAAUAGCCACCUCAUUUCUGUGCAAUACUGAACUACCACUCAUAUAUAUUGAGUGCAAUACUGCUGUUAUUAUAAAUGUAUCUUUGAGAGUUUUAUAGAGUUUUAGAACGUUGUAUAGUGUACACCGUUAGAGCAGCUCUUUAAAUGUCGUUGUACUUUGUAUAAUGAGAGUAAUGAUGUUCUGUUCUAUUUUACUCUAUCAGUAAUAUCAACAAAUUGUUUAAAGAUUACAUCCAUCAGAAAUCAUACAGCGACUGAGCAGCCUUGGCGGAGUAUUACGCUCUCUGAGUGCUUUUCUUGUUCGGGUUAUUUUUAUUUUCAUACUACAUUCCUAAAUGUGUGCACUAUCUUUGCUGCUGUAACACUGUAAAUGUCCCCACUGUGGGAUUAAUAAAGGGUUGGCUUGGUUUGGUUUGUA
Molecule: messenger RNA, 7147 nt
Organism: Acanthochromis polyacanthus (spiny chromis)
Lineage: Eukaryota; Metazoa; Chordata; Actinopteri; Pomacentridae
Exons: 16
Coding region: 4487-6292 (601 amino acids)
Source: RefSeq, a predicted model, not a curated record